Molecule: messenger RNA, 1428 nt
Organism: Prorocentrum cordatum
Lineage: Eukaryota; Dinophyceae; Prorocentrales; Prorocentraceae
Source: the annotation of a GenBank genome assembly
AUGCCGUUCUCCCUGAAGAAGAAGCCGCCAGGCCAGUACUCCACGCAGGUGUUCGUCGUCAAGAAGGCCGACAACAAGAGCGACGCCCUGAAAGACGCGAACCGCCUGGGGGCGCCCACCAAGACGGAUUCGCGCCUUCUGGCGUUUCGCGGCACUCGCCUGACAUGGCGCUGCGGCAACCAGUUUAGGAUUGGGCGCCUGGCCGUGCAGCACAUGCUGGAGAAGCUGGAAGGCCAACAGCUGCGCCGCCGCACCGCGGUCGCGAAACCCGGCAAGCGGCCUUCCAGGAAGACGGCCGAGUGGGAGCUCAAGGCCGCGGGGUACGCGUUCAUACGGGAGACGGGGCCGCGCACCAACAAUGCGAACCAGUUCAUGGAGUUCGCGGAUCGGGAGAGCUGUCGGCCAGAGUCCUAUAUUUUCGGGCGGGAGGAGGGCCGCGUCGAGAGAGCCCUGAACAAGUGCGCGAAGGGCAAGGCAAACGCCGAGGGCCUCGCGACCUGGAUCCCGACGCUUCGCGACUUCGAGCCUUGCUCCUCAACGGUGGGCGAGCUCGCGCCGACGGCCGUCACCGCCAAACAUUUCGCCAUCUUCAAGGCAGAGCCCGUGGCUCGCGUCAGGCCCGCCAUCUUUGACGACGACGAGCUGUCUGAGCAAUCGGCAUCUACCCUCAAAGCAUUCCUGAACCCGCGCGAGGAAGACGCUGCGAUUUGGGCUCGGUGGGGUUCGUCCGAGUUCGACACUGGGGCUUCGCGCCAGGUGCGCAACGACGCCUACGAAGAGCUCUUCGAGGCUGAGCUCGUCUCCAAAUUGAAGGAGAGCGCGCCGAAAGACAUGGGCAGCGACGACUUCAUGCGGCCGAUAAGGCCGUCGCUUCCGCGGGCGGAGGAGGACGGGGACUUGCUGGCCGCCGGCUCGCGGACGAAAUGCGCAGCGGUCAUGGACAAGCGGGUGUACUUCCGCCGUGCGAGGGAGGAGCAACGCCGCGUGCCUUGGUGGACCUACACCAACCCGGCAAAGCCAGACCUCCUCUGCCAGAAAUGCAAGGAGGCUUUCGGCAAGCACAGGAAAUGCCCGACCAAGCCCGCGCGCCCCGCCAGCUUCGAGGAUGACGCCAAGUGGUCGAUGGACCACCUGAAGCACCUCUUACAGCACAAGGACGCGCCGCUCGUGCCGACUGUCACGGGCGCGGGCAUCUUCCCCGCUGCCCCCGCGCCGCCCUCGGGGCGCGCGAGCCUGCUCGACAGCGUGGACAGAGACGAGCAGAAGGCGGCAUGCGAGGCAAUUCAGCAGGUUCUCUGGCAGAGGAGCGCGAAGGUCAGCGGAGAGCAGGCAGACUUGAUGUCGCCUCCCCGCAUGCGCUUGGCGACGGGGGCCCAGAAACUCACGGGGCGCGGUGGCGACCUCGGCCAGGUGGACGUCGACGAAUAG